Messenger RNA from Oryza sativa Japonica Group (Japanese rice), 1702 nucleotides. Its product is annotated as WAT1-related protein At5g07050. Gene Ontology annotation, cellular component: plasma membrane. Gene Ontology annotation, molecular function: transmembrane transporter activity. The record is from RefSeq and is a predicted model, not a curated record. Lineage: Eukaryota; Viridiplantae; Streptophyta; Magnoliopsida; Poales; Poaceae.
ACUCUCUCCUCAGAAGCAGCAGCGAGCUCGCGAACGCGCCACUGCUUAGCUUACUCCCGCCUCACUAUCUGUCUUGGCGCGUCGUGUACACGAUCGAGCACCAGACAAUGGCGGUGGCGCAGCAGCAGCAGCAGCAGCAGAGGCAGGCCACCGGUGAGUCGCUGAUGCAGAAGUGCAAGCCGUACGUGGCGAUGGUCUCGCUGCAGUUCGGGUACGCCGGCAUGAACGUGAUCACCAAGGUGUCCCUCAACCACGGCAUGAGCCACUACGUGCUCGUCGUGUACCGACACGCCUUCGCCACCCUCUCCAUCGCGCCCUUCGCGCUCGUCCUCGAGCGCAAGGUCCGCCCUCGCAUGUCCUUCUGGGUCUUCCUCCAGAUCUUCGUCCUCGCCCUCCUCGGGCCGGUGAUCGAUCAGAAUUUCUACUACGCCGGGCUCAAGUUCACCUCGCCGACCUUCUCCUGCGCCAUGAGCAACAUGCUCCCGGCCAUGACCUUCGUCAUGGCCGUCAUCUUCAGGAUGGAGAAGGUGAACCUGAAGAAGGCGAGGUGCGUGGCGAAGGUGGUGGGCACGCUCGUGACGGUGGCCGGCGCCAUGCUCAUGACGCUCUACAAGGGGCGCGCCGUCGAGAUGGUCUGGACCAAGCACAUGCACCUCCACGGCCCGCACCAGGACGCCGUCGCCGCCGCCGCCGCCGACAAGGACUGGCUCAGGGGCUCCAUCUUCCUCAUCAUCGCCACCCUCGCCUGGGCCUCCCUCUUCAUCCUCCAGGCCGCGACGCUGAAGAGGUACGACGCGCCACUGUCCCUGACCACGCUCAUCUGCUUCGUGGGCACCCUGCAAGCCAUCGUCGUCACCUUCGCCAUGGAGCACAGCAUGUCCGUGUGGAAGAUCGGCUUCGACAUGAACCUCCUCGCCGCCGCCUACGCCGGUAUCGUGACAUCGAGCAUUGCCUACUACGUGCAAGGGCUGGUGAUGCAGAGCAGGGGGCCCGUGUUCGCCUCGGCGUUCAGCCCGCUCAUGAUGAUCAUCGUCGCCAUCAUGGGGUCGUUCAUCCUCGCUGAGAACAUCUACCUCGGAGGGAUCAUUGGGUCGGUGCUGAUCGUCGCCGGCCUGUACUCGGUGCUCUGGGGGAAGCACAAGGAGAACGCUGAGAAGAAGGAGGCCGAGGCGAUGGAGAUCCCGGUGGCGAUCAAGGGCGUCGACGGCAACGGCAGGGUCAUGGACAUCGUGGAGCUGGACGAGGUGCAGCUGGAGAAGGCCCAGGUGAACGGCAAGGCGGCGGCGGCGGCGGCGCACGAGCACGCCGCGGUGGUCGCCGUCACGGUCCCCGCCGAGGAAGCCCGGAUGCAGGGCAAGGACGAGGCCUAGGCUAGACAGAUAGGUCCACUGAUCGGUGAACCAUUGCGUCAUUUCACCAUCUUUUCUUGCCUCUGUUCUUCCCUGAGAUGUUGUAGUGGCACAUAAUGAUGUAAGCAAUGGUGGUAAUUAAGUAGUAGUAAAUUAGUAAUUAGUAAAGCUAAUGUGGUGUGGAAGAUGAGGAGGAUGCAAUCAUGCAAUCGACGAGGGAGAGUUUUGUAACCUCUCUCGAUCUGGUUAUUCACAGAUGAUUUCAGGUUGGGAUUGUUAUCUCAUCUAAGGCAAUGUAUCCCUUCACUCAAUGAUGACAUGUGUGAACCACUAGACCUCAGAUUCCAAACCUA